Penaeus vannamei (Pacific white shrimp) is the source of this 444-nucleotide messenger RNA. NCBI's taxonomy places the organism in Eukaryota, Metazoa, Arthropoda, Malacostraca, Decapoda, Penaeidae. The record is from RefSeq and is a predicted model, not a curated record.
AUGUCUUUCUUGGUCAUUGCAGACAGAAUCAGGGUGGCCUGUGGUUACUCCUUGUGUGAAGAAUUCAAUAGGUUUACUGAAUGCUGGGGUGUCCGCCACCUUGUGAUGUACCCGCACUAUCCACAGUCGAACGGCCAUGCUGAGGCUGUGGUCAAGUCUGUGAAGUACUUGAUUCUCAAGACAGCCCCUGACGGCAACAUCAACUGUGAGGCGUUCCAGAACACCCCAACCCCUGCUGACCGCUCUCCUGCCCAGAUUUUGUAUGGCCAUCCUCUUCGGACCCCAUCCACCCCCAGUCAUCUGCAGAGUGGCAGACCAAGUCUGACGACUGGGACUGCCCAAGCCAACCAAGUGACCAGCCGCUACGAUAGCCAUGCCCGUCCAUUUCAAAGGCUGUCCGUAGGCCACUGUGUGUGCAUUCAGGAUCACACAUCCCUCCAAUGA